This is a messenger RNA of Linum tenue, 2840 nucleotides long. The record is from the annotation of a GenBank genome assembly. NCBI's taxonomy places the organism in Eukaryota, Viridiplantae, Streptophyta, Magnoliopsida, Malpighiales, Linaceae.
UAAUCUCUUCCGUCUCUCUCAACACAGAGAAACUCAAAAGAGUGAAUUAAGGAAGAAGCAAAAAGGCGAAAACCUUCUUUCCCUGUUUCUCUCAAAGAGUCUCCAAAACCCUAGGCAUCUUCUUCCCGCUUCAUCUCUCUCUCUCUCUCUGCGGUUGAAUCCAUAGCAAUGGCCGACGAGCCGGCGUCACCAUCGCCGUCGCAAUCGGCGGCGCCGCUGGGAUCCUCGGUGAUCCCCAUCGUCAACAAGCUCCAGGACAUCUUCGCUCAGCUUGGAAGCCAGUCCACGAUUGACUUGCCGCAGGUGGCGGUGGUCGGCAGCCAGAGCAGCGGCAAAUCCAGCGUUCUCGAGGCUCUGGUCGGGAGGGAUUUCCUGCCGCGCGGGAGCGAUAUCUGCACGCGCCGGCCGCUGGUGUUGCAGUUGGUGCAGACGAAGAGGAAGGGCGACGGGAUUGAAGAGGAGUGGGGGGAGUUCCUCCACCGUCCGGAUAUGCGCUUCUAUGAUUUCUCGGAGAUCCGCAGAGAAAUUGAGGCUGUAACAGCUAAGGAAGCAGGAGACAACAAAGGUGUCUCAGACAAGCAGAUCCGUUUGAAGAUUUUCUCCCCAAAUGUUCUUGACAUGACACUUGUCGAUCUUCCCGGGAUAACAAAAGUGCCUGUUGGUGAUCAACCCACGGAUAUUGAAUCAAGAAUUAGAACAAUGAUCAUGUCGUACAUUAAAAAACCUAGCUGCCUUAUUCUGGCUGUCACUGCUGCCAAUGCGGAUUUGGCGAACUCAGAUGCACUUCAGAUUGCAGGAAUUGCUGAUCCUGAUGGUUACAGGACAAUUGGCAUUAUCACAAAGCUGGAUAUCAUGGAUAGAGGCACUGAUGCCCGUAACUUGUUACUUGGAAAAGUGAUUCCCCUUCGACUUGGUUAUGUUGGUGUUGUGAAUCGUAGUCAAGAGGAUAUCAAUCUCAAUCGAACUAUUAAGGAUGCACUUGCAGCAGAGGAGAGGUUCUUUCGCUCUCAUCCAGUAUACAAUUCCUUGGCUGAUCGAUGCGGUAUUCCUCAGCUUGCCAAGAAGUUGAAUCAUAUUUUAGUGCAGCAUAUCAAAGGGAUUCUCCCAGUGCUGAAAUCACGGAUAAGUGAUGCACUUGUUUCUGUUGCAAAGGAGCAUGCCAGCUACGGAGAAAUCACUGAGUCUAAGGCUGGUCAAGGUGCUCUUCUGUUGAAUAUCUUUUCAAAAUAUGGGAAAGCUUUUUCUUCAAUGUUGGAGGGGGAAAAUGAAGAAACAUCAACAACUCAGCUGUCUGGUUUAGCGCGCAUCAAAUAUGUCUUCCAGUCAAUUUUUGUCAAGAGUUUGGAGGGGGUUGAUCCUUGUGAAGAUCUGACAGAUGAUGACAUCCGAACUGCUAUUCGAAAUGCUUGUGGUUCUAAUGCUGCAUUGUUUGUGCCAGUUAUUCCUUUUGAAGUUCUUGUUCGGAGGCAAAUUGCCCGGCUAUUGUAUCCAAGCCUGCAGUGUGCAAGAUUCAUAUAUGAUGAGCUACUAAAGAUUAGCCAUCGCUGUCUAGCCAAUGAGCUGCAGCGGUUUCCUAUUCUUAAAAAACGCAUGGAUGAAGUCAUUGGGAACUUUUUGCGGGAUGGGCUUGAACCAUCGGAGACAAUGAUUGGGCAUCUUAUUGAAAUGGAGAUGGACUACAUAAAUACUUCCCACCCAAAUUUUAUUGGAGGGACCAAUGCUGUGGAAGUUGCGGAGCAACAAGUAAAGACAUCAAAACUUAAUCCUGCAAUCUCGAGGCCAAAGGAUGUCACUGAAGCUGAUAAAGCACCAUCCUCCGAAAGGAGUCUGAAGUCUCGAGCCAUUCUUGGCAGACCUGUCAAUGGGUUUGCGCCUGAUCAGGCAUGUUGCAUGCUCUUUGAGAUAAUUGAUGUUUUGGUUCCAGGAAAUCAUAGCGGCUCUUCAUGGGGCAUUUCGUCAAUUUUCAAGGGAAGUAAUAGUUCCCGUAUGUCAUCUGAGAACUCAGCAAGUAUGGGAUAUAUGGAGGCAGUUCAUGGAAGUGACCCUUUGGACAAGAGCCUGUCUGUGAUCCAUUUGCAAGAGCCACCAGAAAUGUUGAGACCUUCAGAUACCCCCUCGGAGCAGGAGGCUGUUGAAAUCAAAGUCAUUAAAUUGCUAUUGACGUCGUACUACAAUAUAGUUCGGAAGAACAUUGAGGAUUUAGUGCCAAAAACUAUCAUGCACUUUCUGGUACAGCAUGCCAAACGAGAGCUGCACAAUGUCUUGAUUAAGAAGCUUUACAGGGAGAACUUGUUUGAGGAGAUGUUGCAAGAGCCCGACGAGAUUUCAGUGAAGAGAAAGCGGACAAGAGAUACCCUCAAAGUCCUUCAACAAGCAUUUCGAACAUUGGAAGAACUACCGCUGGAAGCUGAAUCCGUGGAAAGAGGGCACAGCUCUGGUUCUGAUACAACGGGGUUGCCGAAAAUGCAAGGAUUCCCUCUAUCCUCUUCAAUGUAUGCAGGAGGCGGCAACAGCUUAAACGGAUUCUACGCAGGUUCUCCACAGACGUCUAGGAAGUCGUCGUCGUCUUCUCACUCGGGCGAGCUGCAGUCGCCAAUGCAUCACUACCCCAUGGUGGAUUCUAAUGGAAGCGGCAGAGGCGCUUACAACAUGCCCAGUCUCUACCCUUUUGCUGAUUAGACAAUUUACCUUAGUUGGUUCUGAACUCUUCUAUUCGUGGCGUAUUUCGAACCCCUAAUAUGCGUAACAGGAAGUCGAAAAUGUCCGUUUUGACCUUUGCAUCGUGUUAAUAUACACGUUUUUCCCAUGUAUUUCAUCUAUGAUUGAUACCUAGAUCAGGU